AUGGCUCCAGCCAACAGCCAUCACCAGGAAUGCUGCAGACGACAGAAAGAACAGCUGUGUGAAAAAUUUGAUUAUCUCUAUUCUGUACUGGAAGAAAGAAAAAAUGAGAUGACACAAAUAAUCACUAGAACCCAAGAGGAGAAACUGGAACAUGUCCGCUCCUUGAUGAAGAAGUAUGCGGAUCACUUGGAAGCCGUGUCAAAGCUGGUGGAAUCAGGAAUCCAGUUCAUGGAAGAACCAGAAAUGGCUGUGUUUUUGCAGAAUGCCAAAACAUUGCUACAAAAAAUUACUGAAGCAUCUAAAGGAUUUCAAAUGGAAAAAAUAGAGGAUGGGUAUGAAAAUAUGAACCAGUUCACUGUGAACCUCAGUAGAGAAGAAAAGAUAAUUAGAGAAAUUGAUUUUGACAGAGAGGAGGAGGUGGAAGAGGAAGAGGAGGAGACGGUGGAUGGGGAAGAUUUGGAUGAAGUCCACACAGAGUCGUCAGGAGAGGAAGAGGAGGAAGAAGAGAAGGAGGAGGAGGAAGGGGCUGAGAGAGCAUCACAGCCACCUCAGCAGGACCCUGAACCACAGAGUGCAGCAGGCGAGCCCCCAGCCGAACCUGCCCCAGCACCACAGCCUGCCUCCCCAGCUGGCCAGGAUGAGGUUGUGACACCAAGUGGCUCUCAACAGACUGCAGAGUCUGACAGUCCAGUGCCACCCGCGGCAGAAACCACCGACCCCUUGUUUUACCCUAGCUGGUAUAAGGCUCAGCCGCGGCAAGCAAGCAGCCCGAGCUCAACCCCCGGCAGCGGGCUGGGGAAAGUAGGGGCUCCCGUUUCUCUGGAAACAAGUGCAAAGAAGGCAGAAGCCCCGGAAGCAGCAGCAGUGGAGGAGAGCGCGCCGGGGAGCGGUAAGGAAAGUAAUGCCCCUGCAGCGACGUCCAAGACCGGCUCUGAACCGUCCCCUCAAGGACGAGCGGAGGAAACUCCCGUGAGCAAUGAGAGGGGUGGCGAGCCGGCUCGUCAUGUCUUCUCCUUCUCCUGGUUGAACUCACUGAAUGAAUGAUGACUCACUCCGGCUGGCUUCUGGUGUGCUCCUCGGAGGGACCGCAAGCGCAGGCAGCCUGGCUGGAAUCGACAAGGAAGCUGGCCUGGAAAGGGACAUCCGAGCAGCUUUCGUUCCCGGGAACUCAGUUGACCUCCACAUCAUGCCUGGCCCUUGAGACGACAGAGUCGCGACAGGGGUGGGAGCAUGGGGACAAACUGCUGUACUUCAGUGUGUCAGAGUGUUUUCCAAUUUCUGGUUUCCAAGGGAAAAGCAGCAUCGCUACAGCUGCAGGAUGAGCACUGCUACUGUUUUGUUAUUCACUCACUUUUUGGCACAUCCCCGUGUAGGUGUAAGUGCUUCACUGAUGUGAAAAAAAAAAAAAAAAAACACGCUGCUGUGAUAUUCUCCAGGAGCAUCCUGUGCCAGCACAGCAUUUCCCCUCGGUACCCUCCAGUGUCCAGCCUGUGGGGUGACCUCAGUGCCACCGCCACCCCCUCGGCACCCUAAAGUCAGGGUUACAUUUGGGCACCACCCGUGGCCCCCGGUCCCCGGGGUGCACCAGCACAUCCCGUGCCGCAGAGGCUGAGCGCAGGAGGGGUGAGGGAAGCCGCUGCUUCUUCCUUCUCCCCUUGCACUCACUUUUCCUGCUAAGCCACAGCGGGUGACGCUCACCUGCACAGAUUUCGGGCGGGGAGGGACGAGGAAGGUGUGUGCGUGCCAGACACCCAUGCGGGACAGCCCUGAGCGUGUGGGGCCGAUGCUAGGGAACACCUCGGGUGCGGUGAGGUGGCACAGAGCUGUGCCAUCAGGUCUUCACUUGAAGGCCCCACGGCACACCGUGGGGAGGGCGAACGGGCAGGAGAGGAGCCGUGCGGCCAAACCAGCUUCGCGCACGGGAGACCUGCAAUGAAGGUGACACCGCGCCUUUGGGGGACACCUCGGCAGCCCUUAAGGGACACCGGGUGGCUGCCGGGGGCGGGGGGCGAGUGCCGCAGGGACCAGGCGUCGGGCUCCGGGCAGGGGCUGAAAGAGCCGAGCUCGGCCCCGGGCACAGAGCGCCCCGCAGGGGGGGCGCCGUCGAGGACGGGGCUGCGCGGCCCCCGGGGUGCCACCCCCGGUGCCCGCCUCUUCGGGACUGCAGCCCUGCUUUGUGGCCGUUUCCCCUCAAAAUGCCCCGUGAGGUCCGGGCAGGGCCACGGGGACCGGGGCCGUUCGCAGCGGCUGGGGGGUGCUAAUUGCAAUGAAUCGUAAUUAGGGCUAAAGCAGAGCCCGUGCGGGACCACGCUCCGCUCUGCUCCCCUCGCACCCCGCACGGCGGGGGCGGCUUUGGGGCUCGCCCCGGGGUGCCUAGGCAAGAAAGUCUAGCCAGCCAUGGUUAUUUGCAGCUUUUAUUAAAAAUAUAAAUAUUAAACAUUCUCUUACACAACAAAAUUGACCGAGCGCUGAAAAGAUGUUUUAUUGUGAAAAUGUUUACAGGAAAAAAGUGGAUUUAAAGUAGCUUACAGAGAUUCCCCCUCCCACCUCCCUGCCCCCGCCAGGAAAGUUAUCUGGCUUCUCGGCGACAUUUCUUCCAAUGCGCACACAUCCCUACGCAGCGAUGCCACUAGAAAGACUGGGAAAUGGAGAAAUAAAUAAAGGUAGGGGAGGUUACGGACGACACUCGUGUUUCUGCACUUGGUACGCGGCCGUGCAUGCUAGUCAAGGGACAGAGGCUGUUCGGAGUACACCCUUCUAGGUUUAAAGCUAUAUAAAAAUAAAGAGAUGACAUCAGAGCAGCA
This is a messenger RNA of Oxyura jamaicensis (ruddy duck), 2804 nucleotides long. It is a transcript of the gene TRIM55, whose product is annotated as tripartite motif containing 55. The transcript is spliced from 7 exons. The record is from RefSeq and is a predicted model, not a curated record. NCBI's taxonomy places the organism in Eukaryota, Metazoa, Chordata, Aves, Anseriformes, Anatidae. Bases 1 to 1044 code for a protein of 347 amino acids.